Papaver somniferum (opium poppy) is the source of this 1812-nucleotide messenger RNA. RefSeq names its product protein INVOLVED IN DE NOVO 2-like. The transcript is spliced from 8 exons. Lineage: Eukaryota; Viridiplantae; Streptophyta; Magnoliopsida; Ranunculales; Papaveraceae. The coding region runs from base 1 to 1812 and encodes 603 amino acids. Gene Ontology annotation, biological process: gene silencing by siRNA-directed DNA methylation. The record is from RefSeq and is a predicted model, not a curated record.
AUGUCUGAAGAAAUGGGUUCUUCUGAAAAGAGGAAAUUAGAUGAGAUUUACUCAUCCGCAGAAGAAGAUUCAUACAUAAGUGAAUCUGAGAUGGAAGAAUAUGAAGAAAAAAUCUAUCAAAAGCUUAAAAAUGGUAAAAAGAAACAAGAGUAUGAAUGUAAACAUCUAGUUCAACAUGCUAAGGGCGCUGGUAAAAAGGGAUCUUCACUUAAGAAAUUACGAGAAAAAUCCAAACAUUUAGCUUUAGCCAUGUAUCUGGAGAAUGAUUGUGCACCAGCUGGGGAGGUUUCUAUGGAGGAGGGGCAAAUUCUGGAUGCUGGUUCAUCUACUGCAGUGGGGGCGAAGAAAUUUGUAUACCCAUGGAAAUGUGUUCUUGUGAAUCUUGAAAGAGAGUUCAAAGAUGGGAGAUAUGUUGCGCCGAGUGCGACUCGGAUUAAAGAGCAAUUGAAAAAAGAUGGGUUUAAUCCUGUCAAGGUACAUAGUUUGUGGGAUCCUGAUUAUGGGAAUACCGGUAAGGCAAUUGUGGAUUUUACGAGCGAUUGGUCCGGUUUAUGUGAUGCAAUGUCUUUUGAGAGUGUUUUUAAUGGCUUUGGGCAUGGGAAAAGACACUAUUGUUUGGAUAAAUGUGGAUUGGGAGGUAUGUAUGGAUGGGUUGCCAAGGAGGAUGAUUAUUAUUCGAAUUGUCUUUUAGGGAAAAACUUGAGGAAUAGUGAUUUGAAAACUAUUAAGGAUGUUCAAGCUGAAUAUGUAAGGAAGAACGAACAACUUGUGACAAAUUUAGUUCAUUUGGUGGAUGAGAAGAAUGACAACUUGGAACAAGUUCAGCUCAAAUUCAAUGAGACCAGCUACUCUCUCAAGAACUUGGCGGCUCAACAUGAUGAGCUAAAUAAAAAAUAUAAUGAAGAUCAGAAGGAACUUCUGGAGAAGAUGUCGUACGUGCGUGAAGAACUUGAGGCAAAAUUGGAAGCUCAAAGGCAGGAGCUCAAGAGGCAGAGAGAAGAGUUGGAGAAUGUUAAGGCACAAAACGAAAGUGACAGGGAGAAACUUGCCGAAGAGAUUAGAAAGAAUGCGGUGAAAAACAAUAACCUUGAAAUGGCAGAAAUGGAGCAAACUAAAUCGGACCAAAAUGUGUUAAGGAUUGCUGAAGAGCAAAAGAGAGCGAAAGAGGCUCGCCUCAAAGAAAGAAUUGAAGAGGAGAAGAAAUUCGAUGCCAAAGAUAAACUGGUAUUGGAGGUGGAACAGUUGACAGGGAAAAUGAAAGCCUUAACGCACAUGGCAUCUGCUGAUGAAGAUUUGGAGUUGAAGAAGAUAGUAGAAGAGCUGAAAGACAAGAAAGAAGAACUAGAAUACCUUGAAGACCUGAACCAGACUCUACUACUCAAGGAACGGCAAAGCAAUGAUGAGCUGCAGGAAGCUCGAAAAGUACUAAUCGAGGAACUGUACGAAAUUGGUAAUGGUGGUGCUAUUGGAGUUAAGAGAAUGGGGGAACUUGAUCCUAAACCUUUCCAGGAUGCAUUCAUGAGAAAGUAUAGUAGCGAAGAAGCAGACCUGAAGGCUUCUAAACUUUGCACUGUAUGGCAAAAAAUCAUUGGAGACUCAAAUUGGUUUCCCUAUGUAACUGUCAAGGCUGGGGAAGAUUCGCGUAAGACAAUAGUAAACGAUAAGGAUGAAAAGUUGAUUUGUCUGAAGAAAACCAUGGGUGCCAAGGCAGUCAAAGCUGUAGCAACUGCACUAAUGGAGUUGGACGAACACAAUCCGAGUGGAAGAUUAUUUGUAGACUGUGGUAACGCCGUAUCUAAUUUGGAUCUGUAA